CAUGCAAACCAAAACACAUUAAGUGUGACAAGGCAACCGUCAUAAAACAAUAAAUAUGUCAAAUAUAUAAAUCGAAGACGCUUCCACGAUGAACGCCAGUAAAUUGCAAGUUAAAUCUGAAUGUAUCUGUAAGUUUAUUCGAACUGUAUUAGCUCAGAAGUGAGGAGAGGAGUUAAAUCCAAAUCCUAAAGACCUUAAUCAUAUUUGAUGACGAAACUUUUGUCCUUAAACUUUGACGUGUUUUAAUUAUCAUAUUUACUCUGCCGGCUUAGCAAUUAAGCAAAUGUACGGUUGACCUGGCACAUUUGAUGGAUCACACGGAGAAAGAAGAGAAGAGAAAUCCGUAAUUUUCCCCGUCAAAGCUCUGACAAUUCUCUCUCAUACACGUCCGGUGACGAUAUCAUAGUGUACAUGUACGUAAAUCAAAAUAUAAUCAGCCCACUCCACUUCAUUCGUCAUUUCAUCACAAUUACCUGCUAAUUUCGUACAUACUAUACCUUUAAUCAUUUAUUAAUUAUCCGCAUUACAUCGACUAAUCUGGUUCAAGACGAAGAUGGUCUUUAGCAUUCUUUACAUCAUCACGCGUUAGUUGACAAAUUUUAGUAUAAUGCGGUCAUAAUCACGUAGCUGAUCCGUGUGUGUUGACUUUUCCCUGGACGUCGGUCAACAGUCAUCGAAUAUGUCCGUUUUAAAGAGUCUGACAAAGAUUUCAAUCCAACCCAAAUCUCCUAGUAGACUAGAACCCAGAGUCCAGAGAUAUAAAUCCCUGCAGGUAAUUGGUAAGCAACUGAAACUAAAAACCGGAUAGUGAUGAUCAUGGCGCCUUUCGAGUUCAAUUCCACUACCCAUUUCGUCGCUUCAUACGACUCCACCACGAUCGACGUCUACGAGCUGAUGAUUUCGUCAACAAGCUCACCGCCGUCAGCGGUCAGAGCCACCGACUGCAAGCUCGUCACAAUUAUCGCGACCUGCAGCCGCGACCAGCUGGAGGAGAAUCAAUACGACGCCCUGAAGCUGUUCGACGAGGAGAUCGCAGGACGGGACCUAAGGAAUCUGGCGGAAGACCUCUCCCAGUCGCAUUUCUACGUCAACCCACUCGGGAACACCUUCAUAGACGUAUCCGCCGGCGGCGGAGGAUUCGUUGACCCGGCUUUUGGGGUACAGUUCUUCAGAUUAAACGACACCUUCAACUGGUCCCAAUACGGCGCCGUUAGACCCCCUCCGCCAACUACAGUCGCCAAUCUGUGGGACACCCGCCACGGAUUCCCCUGCCGCAGCGGCGAGAAGAGCGAGGCGAUCGUCGAUUACAAAAAGCAAUUGAAGGAGAAGGACGAGAAAUUGGGGGAAUUGAAGACUCAAUUGAAAUCGCAAACCCUAGAUCUGGAAUCGGCGAAGAGGGAUCUGGAGAAGUACCGCAAGUGGUGCUACGAUUUCAGGUACCGGUACCGCGACACGAUCUCGGCCUCCGAGGCGCCGGCGAAGAUCAGGCGGCGGCGGGUGAAGGUUGCGAGGUCGACGUUUGUGGCCCUGUCGCCGCCGGCGGUGCCGAUCAGUCCCGUGCGGUGUCGGGUGCCGUCGUUUAAGGAGGAGGCGAUCGAUGCGUUCUGGCUGUUGGAUGAGGAUUGCGGUGGGUUGCCUCCGCCGCCGGCGGUCCAGGUGUGGAGUGCCGACGGGAAGUUUGAUGCGGAAAAUUGGUGGUGUAUCAAGGCGAAUCGGAGGGUGCAAGGUGGUGGGGAGACGACGAUGUUGGUGUAUUACGACGGCGAUUUCGAUUAUGCGGUGAUUGAUAAUCCGAUGACGUCGAGAAAGGAGCGGGUUUCGGUGCCGUACAAGGUGAAGAACGGGGAGUUCGCGGCGGAUCGGAAUUUUAGCCUCGGGUAUUUCCCUUUUACUUGGGAGGUCAGGGUUGUGUUUACUUACCGCUGGUAAAAAGAUUAAUGUGCAGUAAUAUGUAUUCCUCUUUUCGUUUAUUUAAGACCAACUAAUUAUUUUCUAUUCGAUUGCUUCGUUUCCUUUUAAAAAAAAUUGAAGAAAAAAAUGGUGUUUGUGAAAUUGUAUCGGAUUAGUUGUCUGAUCAAGACAAUUUUUUAUUAGAAGGUAAAUCGAUAAGUAUUUUUAGAUGUAUUUAACGGUUGAACGACCAUUUAAUCAAAAUAUACCUAUUAUUAACUU
Molecule: messenger RNA, 2172 nt
Organism: Linum trigynum
Lineage: Eukaryota; Viridiplantae; Streptophyta; Magnoliopsida; Malpighiales; Linaceae
Source: the annotation of a GenBank genome assembly